Messenger RNA from Brassica oleracea var. oleracea, 1828 nucleotides. RefSeq names its product protein PHR1-LIKE 1-like. Gene Ontology annotation, molecular function: DNA binding; DNA-binding transcription factor activity. The record is from RefSeq and is a predicted model, not a curated record. Lineage: Eukaryota; Viridiplantae; Streptophyta; Magnoliopsida; Brassicales; Brassicaceae. The transcript has 8 exons. Bases 283 to 1479 code for a protein of 398 amino acids.
UCCAAUAAACAGUGUCCAAGUGUGAAUUUUAGUUGGUUCCAACAAGCGAAAUAAACUCACGCGCUGUGACACACCGCGCGUAAGUGCACGACGACUGAUCCAUCCCCUUGUCAAGACAGCCACCACCUACAAAAAGAGGUCCACCGUCGUCGUCGUCGUCAACUUUCGCUUGCGCACCAGACGAUUUCUCCGAUGAUGAUUUUCUUCAAGGGUUUAAUCAUCAACUAGAUUCGAAUUCGUUCGUCUCCGACGAGAUCCCCAUGAAUUGCUGCUAGGACAACAAUGGAGGCUCGUCCGGUUCAGAGAUCAGGUUCUAGAGAGCUCAGUAACCUCGCUCGCACUUCUUCAAUCCCAUCUACGCCAAACCCUUCUUCAGCACCAGAAGCUGCUUUCAUGAGACCAGACCACAAGCCAUUAGGACAACAAACCUAUCACUUGCUUUCUUCCAGUAACGGUGGCUCAGUUGGACAUAUAUGCUCUUCCUCAUCAUCUGGUUUCUCUACCAACCUCCAUUACUCAUCUAUGGUGUCUCACGAGAAACACUACGCAGCAGCGUCGAGCAACAAUGAUAGUUCUUGGUGCAAUGGAGGGUUUCUUGAUUUCCCUGCAGACCACCAGGCCGUCCAUAACAGCAGCCAGAUUGAGGACGGUUGCAUUGGUAUCGGCGCGGCGUUUGAUGACAUUCAGAAACCAAACGAUUGGCAAGAAUGGGCUGACCACUUGAUCACCGAUGAGGAUCCGUUACUAUCUACUAACUGGAAUGAUCUCUUGAUUGACACCAGUUCUAAUUUAGACACGAAGGACCAGAAGUCUCUGCAAACCAUCCCACCGCAACCCCAGACUGUUCAGCAGCAACCUUCUCCUUCUGUGUCUGUGGAGCUGCGACCUGUCAGCACAACAUCUUCAAACAGUAAUAACAAGGCACGUAUGCGUUGGACACCAGAGCUUCACGAGGCUUUUGUUGAGGCUGUCAACAGUCUUGGUGGCAGUGACAGAGCAACUCCUAAGGGUGUGCUGAAGAAAAUGAAAGUUGAAGGGUUGACUAUAUAUCAUGUCAAAAGCCAUUUACAGAAAUAUAGGACGGCUAGAUAUAGGCCAGAACCAUCAGAAAGUGGCUCGCCAGAGAAGAAGCUGACACCGCUUGAACAUAUAACAGCUCUUGACUUGAAAGGUGGGAUAGGUAUUACAGAGGCUCUGCGACUUCAGAUGGAAGUGCAGAAGCAACUCCAUGAGCAGCUCGAGAUUCAAAGAAACUUGCAACUCCGGAUAGAAGAACAAGGCAAGUACCUGCAAAUGAUGUUCGAGAAACAAAACUCUGGUCUCGGCAAAGGGACAGCGUCGACAUCAGAUUCACCAUCCAAAUCUGAGCAAGAAGACAACAAGAAGACCGCUGAUUCAGAGGAGCUCGCACCAGAGGAGACCAGGAAAUGCCAAGAGCCAGAAUCUCCACAGCCAAAGCGAGUCAAAACCGACAAUUGAAAGCAUCUAUCUACAUCUACUAGGAACUGGUGUAUUGCUGGAUCGUUUUUCCAGAGUUUUAACAGUUAUAGAGAUAGAGAGAGAGAGAGAGAAAGAGAGCUCUCGUAUCUUGAGGGUCUUCAGGACUUCCUUCUGUCUCUACUGUUUCAACUAUUUUUCCGAUGGAAGACUCUCUCAACUCUGCUGUGUAGACAAAGAAGAAACCAAAAACAAAAAUAAGAGUUCGUUGAGAGAAUCUUCAUCAUUUGAAUGUAAUCUAAAUGCUGUAACUCGUCGUUAGUUUACGGAUACAGAUUCUGUGUUUUAAUACUUUUUUUUUAAUAUGUAACCCUCAGUUUGUUUUCUUCUA